Messenger RNA from Trichophyton rubrum CBS 118892, 654 nucleotides. RefSeq lists its product as uncharacterized. Gene Ontology annotation, cellular component: nucleolus. The record is from RefSeq and is a predicted model, not a curated record. Bases 1 to 654 code for a protein of 217 amino acids. NCBI's taxonomy places the organism in Eukaryota, Fungi, Ascomycota, Eurotiomycetes, Onygenales, Arthrodermataceae. Gene Ontology annotation, molecular function: RNA binding. The transcript is spliced from 2 exons.
AUGCGCCCGCCGACCAAGAAACGAAAAAUUGCGGCCCCCGCACAGCCGGAGGAAAUAUCAUUCAACCCAGACUCCCGGGCAGAGUUUCUGACCGGAUUCCACAAGCGAAAAAUCCGACAAGAACGAAAGGCAGAAUUCGAAGAAGCGUUGAAGCGACAUAGAGCUGAGAUGGAGGCGCUGAAUGGAUUCCCUGCCACGGAGGAAGAGUCUGGGUCUGGCUCGGAGCAAGACAGAGACGAUGACGAGGAAGAAGAAUGGGGCGGAAUUGUCGAGCCACCGCCUGUGGACUACGAGGCUGAAUAUAUUGACGAGGAUAAAUAUACGACCGUCACUGUGGAGGAGAUUGAAGCUACCAGGGAGGGGCUGGUGCCAAGGAGAGAAAUGAACGACAAAAAGGACGAUGAAUAUGAAGAUUCAGGAGACGGAGAGGAGGAGGAAGAGGAAGAGGAAGAAGGAGACAAAGAGAAGAACGACGGAAUGUCGAAAAAGAAGAAGAUAUGGAUGAAGGAUAACCCGAAUAAAGAUGUGAAGAAGAAACGGAAGCGGAAGCGGGAUUUCAAGUAUGAGAGUCCGCUGGAAAGAAAGCUGAAUAGAGCUAAGGAGCGUGGGAGGAAGAAGAAGCAGGCUGAGGCAAGGAAGGCUAAGAAACGGUGA